AUGCUUUUAUCGCAAACGGAACAGCUGCCGAAAGUCAACGAUAUACAUACACCAAACUCGCUCGACAGAGAACAAGAUCAGCCUAUGAGAGACGACAGUAAUGAUGAAUCACAAUCAGAAAUCGUCGUCUUGGGCACAAGCGUUGUCUGUGACGAUUCAACAUCGCCAGCAUCUACUUUCCGCUCAACAGAAGCAGAGCCACCCACCUGGUUAGGAAUACCGGUGCCUGUAUUGACGGACCUUGUUCACAUCUUUUUCUCCAAGACCCAGGGAUGGCUUCCGCUCCUUCACAAACCACGAUUCUUCGCACGAUUCAUGAACAACGGCGCAUUCGAUGACAGAAACUACUCCAACACCGAAGCAUUGCUGCUCUGCGGCAUGUUUGCCUUGGCAGCUCGUCACUCCACCAAUUCUUGGUUUCAUAGCAGUCCAGCACCAGACCGCGGACAGGCCUUUAUGGAGAAGGCCAACACAUAUUACGAGAAGUGUCAACCGGACCAAACACCAAGCCUCGAAUACCUGCAGGGCUGCAUAUUGCUAGCUGCUUACGAAUAUGCUUCUGGCCCAUCCCACCGUGCCUGGAUCCUUGCGGGCGUUUGUAUCCGCCUAGCCUACGACCUAAACCUGUGUAGCAUGGACGAGCAGGAUGAAUCAAGCGACUGGUCAAUUCUGGAAGAGCAGCGUCGUGCGUUUUGGAUCACCUGGGAACUCGACACUUUUGGCUCCCUCAUGUCAAGACGGCCAAGUUCCAUCACCCGGUCACUGGUAAUGGUCAAGCUUCCGGUUAGUGAUGAAGCAUGGUUUGCUGACCGACCUGUUGAGUCACCUGUUGUCGACCCAAGACCCAGCGAGGUCUGGAAGCUCCUUAUCGACUCUCCGAACCAGGACCCGAGAGCAUGGUUUCUCAUAGCCAAUAUUCUCUUGAGUGUCGCAAGUGAAUUUGCAGCGGGUCGAUUCACUUGUCAGCGGGAUAAGGAAGAGCUCAUUGAUGCUAUUACGUGCUUUUCACUUGCCAUGUCGCAGAGGUUCAACCUGGAGACACUGGAGUUAGAGACGUCUUCGGGCGAUGCGGCGAGACAUAACUGGAUCAUUGGCAUGCAUCUCAUGUUGACUUGCACUCGCACGACCAUACAGGCCACCUUCAAGCCCGAAAAUCCCGAGACAUUACGUUCGCCUCGCCAUUUAUCUCGGAUAUUCUAUCAUUGGUAUCCGGACUACAUUCCUCUAUGUCAACCUUUCCUGGCAUGCUGUCUGCUAUCAGACCGAGCAUACCCGUCAAAGGAUAUGACUGAUGCUUCAUAUACCGGAUACCACAAUAGUGAGCUGGUCAGUCUGGUCCUAUCGCAGUAUGCCACUGUAUGGAACCUUGCCUCAAUCAUAAUAAAUCUGAAGGCUUCGUUGAUGCGCCGUGACAAGGAUAACUCAUUUGAGAAACGAUUUGCAUUAUUCUUUCCCUCACGGGUUCCCAAUAAUCGGAAAGAUGAUCAGGCUGCCAUAAGUGGAGGGCUCGAUGUCGAGGAACUGAGAAGUGAGAACAUAUCAGCAGAGAGCGGUUCUGAUGACAGUGACCUGCAGCAACUUCUUCAGCCGACGGAAUUGGGAGAUGCAGAGACUUUGAUGACAGAACUUGCCAAUAUGGCUGGAAGGGGAUUACCAAGAUAUGUGCCAGGAGAUACUCAACCCGAGUGGAACAGCGGCAUUUCUCCCAAUUUUCUUGACGAAGAUCAUCAGCAUCUCAAUUACCUACAGUUGUGA
Fusarium musae is the source of this 1755-nucleotide messenger RNA. RefSeq lists its product as uncharacterized. The record is from RefSeq and is a predicted model, not a curated record. The transcript is spliced from 2 exons. Bases 1 to 1755 code for a protein of 584 amino acids. Gene Ontology annotation, molecular function: DNA binding; zinc ion binding. Gene Ontology annotation, cellular component: nucleus. Gene Ontology annotation, biological process: DNA-templated transcription. Lineage: Eukaryota; Fungi; Ascomycota; Sordariomycetes; Hypocreales; Nectriaceae.